UUGUUUCCUGUGAUUAUGGACAGGAAAAGUAGAGUAGAUAGAGUGCAUUCUAAUGCUAGCUUUUGUUCACUGCGUCCAUUAAACGGCAGAGGAACACACCCAGUCCAUUCUUUUCUGUCCUUUCUCUGAAUCAACCCUGUCAGCAUUGUGCUUAAUUUAUCUUUACCAUUCUAGCCUUAUGUACAAGAGAGAAGCACAAAAUAAUUCAACACCUAAAAGAAACUGCAUAACUUGUAUGUUCCAGUGAAAAUCCAAUCAAGAGAGGGAAUUUUAUUAUUAUAUUUUCUGGCUUUUGUAAACCUAACCCUAUGGCAGGACAGGGUAUUUGUUGUUGGGCAGAGUUUCAGGGAUUAGCAGGUGUGAACAGGUGGCACCUUUAGUAUGACCCUGGCUGAAGAAUUACAGGAUAAGCUACAGUUGUGGAAAGAAGCGAUUUCUUCCUGCAAAGUGGCUGAACCAGAUGAGAAAAGCAGAAAGGACGAGUCUUAUAACCAUGCAGGAAUCCCUCUGGCCACAAAGCUAUGCUAUGCUAUUGGAGGAAUUCCAUAUCAGGCAACAAACAUUGCCCUGGGCUUCUCCUUCCAGAUAUUUCUACUGGAUGUUGUGCAAAUGGAGGUAUUCUUUGUCUCUCUGAUCUUGUUCGUCACUCGGGUGUGGGACGCAGUAACUGACCCUCUCGUUGGGUACCUGGUGAGCAGGAGUGGGCGGACCCCAAUAGGCAAGCUCCUCCCUUGGUCAGUUUUGUCCAUGCCACUGGGCAUUCUGUCUUACGUCCUCCUCUGGUUCAUCCCACACGCUGCACACAGCUCCUCAGUUGGUGUGCCCUGGUACCUCAUCAUCAGCUGUCUCUUCCAGACUCUAAUGAGUUGCUAUCAUGUCCCGUACAUGUCACUUAAUAUGUUUCUGGGAGGAAGUGAGAGGGACAGAGAUUCAGCCACGGCCUACAGAAUGAGUGCGGAGGUGUUGUCGAUGCUGCUGGCUGCUGUGAUGCAGGGGCAGGUGUUGAGAGUGUACAACAGAGAAAGAGAGGACUCCUGCACGGACACGGACAAUAAUGACGAGCUCACAUACAGCACCUCAUCUCCCUCCAUUGCUUCUCUACAGAACACACGAGCUGCCUUCAUGACUUCGGCUCUGCUCCUGGGUGCUCUUUUCUUCCUCUGCUGUAUGGUGCUCUUUCUGGGAGUGAGAGAACAAAGUGGGCCUGCAAGCGUUCAGAUAGAGAGGCACUCGUCAUACCUUGCUGAUCUGAAGAAACUGAUUGGCCACGUCUCAUACCAGCGCCUGGUGCUCGGCUUCCUAUUCACCUCUCUUGCUUUCCAGAUGGCUUUAGGCAAUUUUGCUUUGUUCUGCAUCCAUGUGGCAGGAUUGGGAGCUCAGUUCCAAUAUCUCAUAUUGGCUAUACUGGUUUCAGCUACGGUAUCAGUGCCCUUGUGGCAGAUGAUUUUAUUGAGGUUGGGAAAGAAGAGUACUCUCUUUAUUGGCCUACCUAUCUUUAUUCCUGUUAUGAUAGUCCUAGCAUCUGUCUCAGAGAAUUUCCCCGUCUACAUGAUCAUGUGCAUUCUGGUUGGCACCAGCGUAGCUACACUCUUCUUGUUACCAUGGUCCAUGUUGCCAGACGUGGUGGAUGAGUUCAUGGUUGCAAACCCUUGCUGCAGGGCGAUGGAGCCGCUGUUUUUCUCCUGCUACUGCUUCUGCAACAAGCUCGGAGGAGGUCUAUCUGCUGGCAUCUCCACCAUGACACUACACCUGACAGGUUAUAAAACAGGAGCAUGCAGCCACAGCGGAGGAGUUGUCUUGGCAUUACGCCUGCUUUUGGCACCGAUUCCCAUCAUCCUACUGCUGGUGGGUCUGGUCUUCUUCUAUCUCUACCCCAUCAAUGAAAUGCAGCGGCGGCGGAUCCAACAAGACCAGGAACAAACAAGAGUCAAGUCCCAGAUGCUUCCAAAUAAAGAAGACGUCAAACUACAGCAAUGCACGACUAAGAGGAGCAGCUUUCGAUCAAAGACUAGCACAAUAUCUUCUUCAUCCAGAGUGAAAAAUUCUUCUUCCCAGCUGAGAUGUUUUCCUUCAACUUCUGUGCAAAAGCACUGGGUUGCAAGCACAAGCCCUCCCGAUCGUAACGCUAGCUUAGACUGCACUGCCGAGCCGCCAUUUUAUAAACCAAAAUGGAGGUCAAAAAGCAACUUACCUGUAUCUCAGAUUAGUACACCUCAGUCUUCACUGAAGAGUAAUGAGACAUGCUCUAAGAGAGCAGUGGUUACAUGGGUGUAAAUAAAUCGGAUGUUGACAGGAAGGUGGGCUUUUUGUGAGCUUACACUGGCUAAUCAUGUUCAAAAUUAGACUGGCCUUCUAGUUCGAAUGGGUAUGACGAAAGUGUAGUAUGAAUGGGUUUGGUUGGUUGAAUUCAAUCAGAAUAAUAUUUAGCCUCCAUUUAUUAUAAUAUGUAUAUGAAUGCAACAUUUUUUUAAAAAUUGUAUAUACACUCACUGGCUACUUUAUUAGGAACACCUAUACACCUGCUCAAUCAUGCAAUUGUCCAAGCAGCCAAUCAUGUGGCAGACCAGGCAAUGUUUUUCCAAUCUUUAACUGUCCACUUCUGGUGAGCCUGUGCCCAGUGUAGCCUCAGAUUCCUGUUCUUGGCUGACAGAACCCAGCGUUAUAUUUUGCUCUUGCUGUUGUGUGUUGGCAUGGCAACACACAGCACUCUAUCCAGCUGUGGCUUCUCUGGGAACUAUUUUCGUUGAUGGAGUAAAAAUAAACAAAAUAUUUGUCCAUAUUGUGCUUGAAAUGUCAGUUACUCAAUAUUAAUUUCUUGUUUAUAGAACUGUUUUAUAAAAACAUUAUAACACUUGCAAUCGUGUUGUACUGAAUAUCAGCACGGCUGUGAUUCGGCUGUAGGUAAUCACUCUCGCUUGUGCAGUAUUGCUUAAGUAACAAUUAAUUCACAGGAACUUGUAUGGCAAACACUCCACAUAAUCUAAGGUUAAUAAUUAAUAGAUUAAAAACAUGUUGCUACUUUAGAAAGAAAGAGUAUAUUUUUAAGUUUUCUGUAAGGAGAUGUUUAUUUAACAUUUACGGAAGGAGUCUCCAGUUUCAGCACUUUGUAUUGGUCAGUAAGUUUUUUGGUUACAGAUGCAACUUUAAUGAACAUUGGCUAUGUCCCAAACCACAUGUGACUGCAGGGUAAAUGGUAUGGCCUUAACAGUACACCACCUAUGGGAGUUAUAGUAAUAGAUAGAUAGAUAGAUAGAUAGAUAGAUGACACCUGACCAUCACACCCACAUGUGGUUCUUUCCAAACUGUUGCCACGAAAUUGGAAGCAUGCAAUUGUAUAGGAUUUCUUUGUAUCCUUUAGAAUUACAAUUUCCCUUCACUGGAACUAAGAGGCCUAACAUGUUCCAGUAUGCCCCUGUGCACAAAGCGAGCUCCAUGAAGACAUAGUUUGCCAAAGUUGGAGUGGAAGAACUCGAGUGUCCUGCACAGAGCCCUGACCUCACUCCCACUGAACACCUUUGGGAUGAACUGGAACACUUACUGGACCCCAGACCUCAGUGCCUAACCUCACUAAUGCUGUUGUGGCUGAAUGAGCAGAAAUUCCCACAGCCACACUCCAAAAUCUAGUGGAAAGCCUUUGCAGAAGAGUGGAGGUUAUUGUAACAGCAAAGUGGAAUAAAUCUGGAGUGGGAUGUUUAAAAACACAAAUGGGUGAAGGCCAGGUGUCCAUAUACUUUUGGCCAUGUUAGACAGACAGACAGAUAGACACACAGACAGAUGGAUUUUAUUGAUCCCAAGGGAAAUUUUUUUUUUGUUUGUUUGUUUUUUGUCUUAGAUUUCACACACUCUGGCAGGUCAGCAGGUCAAGUGCUCUUUCUGCACUUAGAUAAGCCCUGGGGUAGGGUACUAUUGUUGACACUGUUUAAUACAGUUGUAUCUGAUUUGGCAUUAAU
This is a messenger RNA of Pangasianodon hypophthalmus (striped catfish), 3950 nucleotides long. It is a transcript of the gene mfsd2al2, whose product is annotated as major facilitator superfamily domain containing 2a-like 2. The coding region runs from base 382 to 2274 and encodes 630 amino acids. Lineage: Eukaryota; Metazoa; Chordata; Actinopteri; Siluriformes; Pangasiidae. Gene Ontology annotation, cellular component: membrane. Gene Ontology annotation, biological process: carbohydrate transport. Gene Ontology annotation, molecular function: symporter activity. The transcript is spliced from 15 exons. The record is from RefSeq and is a predicted model, not a curated record.